AUGAGUGCUAUGUCCCAAACAAGAGUCGCCAACGCUAAUGCUCGGGAGGCUUAUGCAACACCGUUGAGUGCCGCCGAUGAUGGACUCUAUCAUCCAGCAAAAUAUUCGCAUGGAGCGGAUACUAUUUAUCAGGGUGCGCAGACUAACCAAGCCCCUACCACCUUACAGGUAGCGCCUUUGGUUACAAAUGCAAUAGUGACAAGUACGCCACAGUCACCAGCGUGGGAUACAGCUAGACUCGCCGAGACCGGAAUUCCGGGCUCUACAGAGAAGCUAGCCAUGGCGACAGAUAUUUUUCAGAGUUCCUCAAUUACUCUACCAAAUGGAGCCCCAUCAGCAACCACGUUCGACUUUCCAGUCACGUCUACAACAUCGGUGGCGAACAAUCUACCACAACGGAAAGAAUCAGCACUCAAAGAAUCUCGCGUUUACCAUCUGUUGGUUAUUUUUCUUGUUGCCUCUCUCAUAAUACUCAUGAUUAUGGGUUGGUUCAAGCGACAGGCCGAGCGAGAGAAACCUAUACUUAUAACAUACCAACAGCCUACCAUUAACCCGACCGUUCCGAAGCAACACUUUGCGGCAGCCCUCUCUCAAUCCAAAGGUCUUACGACGGGUUUCCUGGCAAUGAGUGCUGAAGCGAUUAGUGCAAUCUAA
Penicillium cataractarum is the source of this 654-nucleotide messenger RNA. RefSeq lists its product as uncharacterized. Lineage: Eukaryota; Fungi; Ascomycota; Eurotiomycetes; Eurotiales; Aspergillaceae. The transcript has a single exon. The coding region runs from base 1 to 654 and encodes 217 amino acids. The record is from RefSeq and is a predicted model, not a curated record.